Chrysochloris asiatica (Cape golden mole) is the source of this 4227-nucleotide messenger RNA. RefSeq names its product phospholipase C, gamma 1 (gene PLCG1). The transcript has 32 exons. Gene Ontology annotation, molecular function: protein binding; phosphatidylinositol-4,5-bisphosphate phospholipase C activity; calcium ion binding. Lineage: Eukaryota; Metazoa; Chordata; Mammalia; Afrosoricida; Chrysochloridae. The record is from RefSeq and is a predicted model, not a curated record. Gene Ontology annotation, biological process: phosphatidylinositol-mediated signaling; positive regulation of epithelial cell migration; phospholipid catabolic process. The coding region runs from base 22 to 3897 and encodes 1291 amino acids.
CGCCGCUCCGGAGCCCGGGCCAUGGCGGGCGCCGCGUCCCCCUGCGCCAACGGCUGCGGGCCCGGCGCGCCCUCGGACGCCGAGGUGCUGCACCUCUGCCGCAGCCUGGAGGUGGGCACCGUCAUGACUUUGUUCUACUCCAAGAAGUCGCAGCGGCCGGAGCGGAAGACCUUCCAGGUCAAGCUGGAGACGCGGCAGAUCACGUGGAGCCGCGGCGCCGACAAGAUCGAGGGGGCCAUUGAUAUCCGUGAGAUCAAGGAGAUUCGCCCAGGGAAGACCUCACGGGACUUUGACCGCUAUCAAGAGGACCCUGCUUUCCGGCCAGACCAGUCCCACUGUUUUGUCAUCCUAUAUGGCAUGGAAUUCCGCCUGAAGACCCUGAGCCUUCAAGCUACAUCUGAGGAUGAAGUAAACAUGUGGAUCAAGGGAUUAACUUGGCUGAUGGAGGAUACAUUGCAGGCAGCCACACCCCUGCAGAUUGAGAGGUGGCUUCGAAAGCAGUUUUACUCAGUGGAUCGGAAUCGUGAAGAUCGAAUAUCAGCCAAGGACCUGAAGAAUAUGCUGUCCCAGGUCAACUACCGGGUCCCCAACAUGCGCUUCCUCCGAGAGCGACUGACGGACCUGGAGCAGCGCAGCGGGGACAUCACAUACGGGCAGUUUGCGCAACUGUACCGCAGCCUCAUGUACAGCGCCCAGAAGACGAUGGACCUCCCCUUCUUGGAAGGCAGCGCCCUGAGGGCUGGGGAGCGGCCGGAGCUCUGCCGAGUGUCCCUUCCUGAGUUCCAGCAGUUCCUUCUGGAGUACCAGGGGGAGCUGUGGGCUGUGGACCAGCUCCGUGUGCAGGAGUUUGUGCUCAGCUUCCUAAGAGACCCCUUGCGGGAGAUUGAGGAGCCAUCCCUCUUCCUGGAUGAGUUUGUCACCUUCCUGUUCUCCAAGGAGAACAGUGUGUGGAACGCCCAGCUGGAUGCAGUGUGUCCAGACACCAUGAACAACCCUCUCUCCCACUACUGGAUCUCCUCCUCACACAACACGUACCUGACUGGGGACCAGUUCUCCAGUGAGUCCUCCUUGGAAGCCUAUGCUCGCUGCUUGCGGAUGGGCUGUCGCUGCAUUGAGUUGGACUGCUGGGACGGCCCGGAUGGGAUGCCCGUCAUUUAUCAUGGACACACCCUCACCACUAAGAUCAAGUUCUCCGACGUCCUGCACACCAUCAAGGAGCAUGCCUUUGUGGCCUCAGAGUACCCGGUCAUCCUGUCCAUUGAGGAUCACUGCAGCAUUGCCCAGCAAAGGAACAUGGCCCAGCACUUCAGAAAGGUCCUCGGGGACACACUCCUCACCAAGCCUGUGGACAUCUCUGCCGACGGGCUUCCCUCACCCAACCAGCUCAAGAGGAAAAUUCUCAUCAAGCACAAGAAGCUGGCUGAGGGCAGUGCCUAUGAGGAGGUGCCUACGUCUGUGAUGUACUCUGAGAACGACAUCAGCAACUCCAUCAAGAAUGGCAUUCUCUACCUGGAGGACCCCGUGAACCAUGAAUGGUAUCCUCAUUACUUUGUUCUGACCAGCAGCAAGAUCUACUACUCUGAGGAGACCACUAGUGACCAGGGCAAUGAGGAUGAGGAGGAGCCCAAGGAGGCCAGCGGCAGCACAGAGCUGCACUCCAGCGAAAAGUGGUUCCACGGGAAGCUCGGGGCUGGUCGUGACGGGCGGCACAUCGCUGAGCGCUUGCUUACCGAGUACUGCAUUGAGACCGGGGCACCUGAUGGCUCCUUCCUGGUGCGCGAGAGCGAGACCUUCGUGGGCGACUACACGCUGUCUUUCUGGCGGAAUGGGAAAGUUCAGCACUGUCGCAUCCACUCCAGGCAGGAUGCAGGGACCCCCAAGUUCUUCUUGACAGACAAUCUCGUCUUUGACUCCCUCUAUGACCUCAUCACACACUACCAGCAGGUUCCCCUGCGCUGCAAUGAGUUUGAGAUGCGCCUUUCAGAGCCUGUCCCGCAGACCAAUGCUCAUGAGAGCAAAGAGUGGUACCAUGCCAGCCUGACCAGAGCCCAGGCCGAGCACAUGCUAAUGCGUGUCCCCCGGGAUGGGGCCUUCCUGGUGCGAAAGCGGAAUGAACCCAACUCCUACGCCAUCUCCUUCCGGGCCGAGGGCAAGAUCAAGCAUUGCCGCGUCCAGCAGGAGGGCCAGACGGUGAUGUUGGGGAACUCGGAGUUUGACAGUCUUGUGGACCUCAUCAGCUAUUACGAGAAACACCCUCUGUACCGCAAGAUGAAACUGCGCUAUCCCAUCAAUGAGGAGGCCCUGGAGAAGAUUGGCACAGCUGAGCCAGACUACGGGGCUCUGUAUGAGGGACGUAACCCCGGCUUCUACGUGGAGGCAAACCCAAUGCCAACUUUCAAGUGUACCGUCAAGGCACUCUUCGACUACAAGGCUCAGAGAGAGGACGAGCUGACUUUCACCAAGAGCGCCAUCAUCCAGAACGUGGAGAAGCAGGAGGGAGGCUGGUGGCGGGGGGACUACGGUGGGAAGAAGCAGUUGUGGUUUCCAUCAAACUACGUGGAAGAGAUGGUCAGUCCCACAGCCCUGGAGCCCGAGAGGGAGCACUUGGACGAGAAUAGCCCCCUGGGCGACUUGCUGCGUGGGGUCCUGGAUGUGCCGGUUUGUCAGAUCGCCAUCCGACCGGAGGGCAAGAACAACCGGCUCUUCGUAUUCUCCAUCAGCAUGGCAUCAAUGGCACACUGGUCCCUGGAUGUUGCAGCCGAUUCCCAGGAGGAGCUCCAGGACUGGGUGAAGAAGAUCCGAGAAGUGGCCCAGACUGCAGAUGCCAGGCUCACUGAGGGGAAGAUGAUGGAGCGGAGGAAGAAGAUUGCCCUGGAGCUCUCUGAGCUGGUUGUCUACUGUCGGCCUGUCCCCUUCGAUGAAGAGAAAAUUGGCACAGAACGUGCCUGUUACAGGGACAUGUCGUCUUUCCCGGAAACCAAGGCUGAAAAAUAUGUGAACAAGACCAAAGGCAAGAAGUUCCUCCAAUACAAUCGGCUACAGCUCUCCCGCAUCUACCCCAAGGGCCAGCGACUAGACUCCUCCAACUAUGAUCCCCUACCCAUGUGGAUCUGUGGCAGCCAGCUUGUGGCCCUCAACUUCCAGACUCCAGACAAGCCCAUGCAGAUGAACCAGGCACUCUUCAUGGCUGGUGGGCACUGUGGCUAUGUGCUGCAGCCAGGUACCAUGCGGGAUGACGCUUUUGAUCCCUUUGACAAGAACAGCCUCCGAGGGCUGGAGCCAUGCGCCAUCUGUAUCGAGGUGCUGGGGGCCCGACAUCUGCCCAAGAAUGGCCGAGGCAUUGUGUGUCCUUUUGUAGAGAUUGAAGUGGCUGGAGCUGAGUAUGACAACACCAAACAGAAGACCGAAUUUGUGGUGGACAACGGACUGAACCCUGUGUGGCCGGCCAAACCCUUCCACUUCCAGAUCAGCAACCCUGAGUUUGCUUUCUUGCGUUUUGUGGUGUAUGAGGAAGACAUGUUCAGUGACCAGAACUUCUUGGCUCAAGCUACUUUUCCUGUGAAGGGCCUAAAGACAGGAUACAGAGCUGUGCCUUUGAAGAACAACUACAGUGAGGACCUGGAGUUGGCCUCACUGCUCAUCAAGAUGGACAUCUUCCCGGUCAAGCAGGAAAAUGGAGACAUCAGCCCCUUCUGUGGUACGUCCCUGCGGGAGCGGGGCUCAGACACCUCAGGCCAGCUGUUCCAUGGCCGAACUCGAGAAGGCUCCUUUGAGGCCCGCUACCAGCAGCCCUUUGAGGAUUUCCGUGUCUCCCAGGAGCAUCUUGCAGACCAUUUUGAUGGUCGUGAACGGAGGGCCCCACGGAGGACUCGGGUCAAUGGAGACAACCGCCUCUAGCCCAGCCUCUUGGGGAGCAGCCGGCGCUGCGUGCCUCAUGGAAUACCCUGAACUGGUGUCUUGGGGAGUGGCCUCCCUGGCAGCCUUCCUGUCUCACAGCCUGGAGUUUGUAAUCCAGCCAUGGACUUGAGACCAAAACCAAGCCAUUAAUGAGAUGUGUUACUGUUUGGGGCCUCCACGCCACAGCUCUUAAGUGAAGGCAAAAACUGUCUGGUGUCUCACAUUUAAGCACACAUCUGGCCCUGACUUCUGAAGGUGGAUCCUUUUGUCUUGUGGGGCCAGGCCCAUGGCCAUUCCUCGGGGAGAAGCUGCCUCAACCAGUGGCACAGG